UUCGCACCGCUUUUGGAGGGUUAUAAGCUCAGUUUGAGUGGUCGGAACUCGACGACGUGUGCAGACUUGGGAAAGCGGCGAGAGUGAAGUUUGGGCAUGCUUCACACUACGCGCUCGGUGUUGUCACCUCACAACACCAUCUUCGCUCCGUCCUUUUGGUCCCUCAAGGCUUCAUCGUUCUCACUGGGGGAUCGUCCUCCUUCUUUCUAUUCUUUUAAGAUAAAGAAGCAUUACCCGCCACUCUUCAUGAAUCGUCCUCCACAAGCAUCACAGGAUAAUCUUUCUAUCAGGAUCGAUGAAUUCCCUGUCCAUGGACUCUCUGAAAUGAUUGUCGGGGUUCUGGGAGGAGGUCAGCUUGGUCGAAUGCUGUGCCAGGCUGCCUCUAAGAUGGCCAUUAAAGUCAUGGUUUUAGAUCCACAGGAGAACUGCCCAGCAAGUUCACUUUCUCUUGAUCAUAUGGUUGGAAGCUUUGAUGAUAGUGUUACAGUUGAGGAAUUUGCGAAGAGAUGUGGAGUAUUGACCGUUGAAAUUGAACAUGUCGAUGUUGCUACGUUGGAGAAGCUUGAACAGCAUGGAGUUGACUGUCAACCCAAAGCCUCUACUGUGCGAAUUAUUCAGGAUAAAUAUAUGCAAAAGGUGCAUUUUUCCAAGCAUGACAUUCCGCUUCCUGAGUUUACGCAGAUAGAGGAUCUUGAAGGUGCUAAGAAAGCAGGAGAGAUCUUUGGCUAUCCUCUUAUGAUUAAGAGUAGGAAAUUAGCUUAUGAUGGGCGGGGAAAUGCUGUUGCUAAAAGUGAAGAGGAGCUACCUUCUGCUAUAAAUGCUCUUGGUGGUUUUGUUCGUGGUUUAUAUGUCGAGAAAUGGGCACCUUUUGUCAAGGAGUUAGCUGUCAUUGUGGCUAGAGGAAGAGACAAUUCUAUUUCAUGCUACCCAGUUGUUGAAACCAUUCACAGGGACAACAUAUGUCACGUAGUUAAGGCUCCUGCUAAUGUGAAGUGGCAGAUUACGGAAUGUGCAACUGAAGUUGCUCGCAAGGCUGUUAACUCUCUGGAAGGUGCUGGUGUAUUUGCAGUUGAAUUGUUCUUGACAAGUGAUGGACUGAUUUUAUUAAAUGAAGUAGCGCCUAGACCUCACAAUAGUGGGCAUCACACAAUCGAGUCUUGCUACACCUCACAAUUUGAGCAGCAUUUACGGGCUAUUGUUGGUCUUCCUCUUGGUGAUACUUCAAUGAAAACUCCAGCGGCUGUUAUGUAUAAUAUUCUAGGUGAAGAAGAGGGGGAGCCUGGUUUCCGUUUAGCUCAUCAAUUGAUUGAAAGAGCACUGACCAUUCCUGGAGCUACUGUUCAUUGGUAUGAUAAGCCAGAAAUGAGAAGGCAAAGGAAGAUGGGACAUAUAACCAUUGUGGGGCCUUCCCUCAGCAAUAUUGAAAGAAAUCUUGCCAAGAUGGUUGAAGGAAAGAGAUUAGAUGACAAAACUUCGGUUGCUCCACGUGUUGGGAUCAUAAUGGGCUCUGAUUCAGAUCUGCCUGUCAUGAAAAGUGCUGCUGAAAUACUGGAAACCUAUGGCGUGCCUCAUGAGGUAAAAAUUGUUUCGGCACAUCGAACCCCUGAAAUGAUGUUCUCAUAUGCCUCCUCUGCACACGAGAGAGGCAUACAGGUUAUUAUUGCUGGUGCCGGUGGUGCAGCUCACUUGCCAGGAAUGGUAGCUGCUCUUAGUCCCUUGCCUGUUAUUGGUGUUCCUGUCCGUGCUUCUUCCCUUGAUGGGCUUGAUUCACUCUUGUCAAUUGUUCAGAUGCCACGAGGUGUCCCCGUUGCCACAGUUGCAAUAAAUAAUGCAACUAAUGCUGGGUUACUGGCCGUUAGGAUGCUGGGUGUAGCUGAUAAUAGUCUUUUGUCAAGGAUGAGUCAAUAUCAAGAGGACCAGAAAGAAACUGUCUUGAGGAAAGCUGCGAAAUUAGAAAAGGAUGGUUGGGAAUCCUAUUUAAGCAGCGGUUAGUUGCAUCCCCAUGGCCUGCUGACAGUUUUGUACAACUACGAGAGAUUGAUUAACAACACAAGUAAAUUUUUGUGAUGAGAGAUUUUUGUUAGGCCCGAAGAGAUGACCGAGGGUGGAUUGAGAUAAUGAAUUUGUAGAUAGAUGGUGGGCAUGAUUAAGGAUUUAUUUAGGAAUUAUGACCGAGGCAUUGGAGCCUAGGGUGAUGUCACCCCGUUGUUGUAAUUUAUUAGGAUUACACCCGUGGAUUAUUGAAAAGAAAAAUUGAUCCAGAAUCUGAUGAACAUGAACUGGUUAUUUUCCUGUUUA
Prosopis cineraria is the source of this 2298-nucleotide messenger RNA. RefSeq names its product phosphoribosylaminoimidazole carboxylase, chloroplastic-like. The record is from RefSeq and is a predicted model, not a curated record. Lineage: Eukaryota; Viridiplantae; Streptophyta; Magnoliopsida; Fabales; Fabaceae. Bases 97 to 1992 code for a protein of 631 amino acids. Gene Ontology annotation, cellular component: chloroplast. Gene Ontology annotation, biological process: 'de novo' IMP biosynthetic process. Gene Ontology annotation, molecular function: ATP binding; metal ion binding; phosphoribosylaminoimidazole carboxylase activity. The transcript has 16 exons.